Molecule: messenger RNA, 2467 nt
Organism: Mugil cephalus (flathead mullet)
Lineage: Eukaryota; Metazoa; Chordata; Actinopteri; Mugiliformes; Mugilidae
Gene: mgat1a
Product: alpha-1,3-mannosyl-glycoprotein 2-beta-N-acetylglucosaminyltransferase a
Exons: 3
Coding region: 558-1886 (442 amino acids)
Biological process (GO): protein N-linked glycosylation
Cellular component (GO): Golgi apparatus
Molecular function (GO): alpha-1,3-mannosylglycoprotein 2-beta-N-acetylglucosaminyltransferase activity
Source: RefSeq, a predicted model, not a curated record
CCCUCCCUCCUCUCUCAAUCCUCCACCGCUGGCCCCGAGACAGGGGAGAAACUCCAGCGGCGUUAAGUUGCUGUUAUACCGGCCGGAAACAAGCGGAAGACUCCGCCGCUCUCCUUCGGCCCCGUAGUUUGUCUCUCUUUUUUUUUUCUUUUUUUUUUUACCGGUUGUCGCCUUGGAAGAAAAUGGACACACGAAGAAGAAGAAGAAGAAGUGGUCACACAGUCAGGAUGAAAGACGCUGAAAGUUAAAGGACCUUUUUGGAAUAAGAGCUCGACUCCAAAGAUGAGUCCGGCCCUCGGCUCAUUUCAUCCAUCUUCACCCCGUCGUUGUGUCUUUAGAACUUUGAUAUCUGCAACAAGACCUGCAGUCAUGCCCUUGUGAUGCUACAGGACGUCCACUGCCCUUCCCGUAUCCCGUUCCUGUCGUCUGUUUCCAGGACACGUCUUUCUAUUCGGACCCUGUCCUCCUGAACCCCCUCCCCUCCCACCAUCCACCUCAUCACCACCACCACCACCACCACUACCACGCUCUCCCUCCCCGUCCUGAGUUCCUGGGCCAUGAUUCGCAAGAGAGGCUCUCUCAUUUUCUGUGGCGCCUUCCUGUUCGUCACCUGGAACGCCAUACUGGCGCUCCUGCUGUGGAGCCGCCCCCAGACCAACCAGCCCGGCCGGGAGCAGGGCGAAGGGGCCGAGGGCCCCACGGACGACGUGGUGGGCGACGUGCUCCGGAUGGCCGACGCCUUCGAGGUGGAGCUCGAGAGGCAGAAAGAAAUCCUGCUGCAGAUCCAGAGUCACAAGUCUCUGUGGGAGCCGCUGCUCAGAGGUGGAAGGAAGGUCGUCGUCACCCCCCCACCUCAGCCUGUCAUCCCCAUCCUGGUUAUCGCCUGUAACCGGGUCACCGUGAGGCGCUGCGUGGACAAGCUCCUGCAGCACCGUCCGUCUGCGGAGCUCUACCCGAUCAUCGUGAGUCAAGACUGCGGACACGCCGACACGGCCGAGGUGAUCCGCUCCUACGGAGAUAAAGUCACUCACCUGAAGCAGCCGGACCUGUCGGACGUGUCCGUGCGCCCGGAGCACAAGAAGUUUCAGGGCUACUACAAAAUCUCCAGGCAUUACCGCUGGGCUCUCAACCAAGUGUUCAAGACCCUUUCUCAUUCCUCUGUUGUGAUUGUAGAGGAUGAUCUGGAGGUGGCGCCAGACUUCUUUGAGUAUUUCCGCGCCUCGUUGCCGCUCCUGAAAUCCGACCGCAGCCUGUGGUGUGUGUCUGCCUGGAAUGACAAUGGCAGAGAUGGGUACGUGGAUCCCGGCCAGGCCAACCUGCUGUACCGGACGGACUUCUUCCCCGGCCUGGGGUGGAUGCUCCUCAGGGAAGCGUGGGAGGAGCUGGAGCCCAAGUGGCCCGCUGCAUUCUGGGACGACUGGAUGCGUCAGCCCGAGCAGCGCCGCGACCGAGCCUGCAUUCGCCCAGAGAUCUCGCGGACGUUGACUUUCGGGCGUCAGGGCGUGAGCCUGGGCCAGUUUUACGACAAGUACCUACGCUACAUUAAGCUCAACGCUGAGUUUGUGCCUUUCACCAAAUUAGACCUGAGUUACUUGAAGGAGGAGACGUACAGAGACAAGUUUGAGAAGGAAGUUUACAGUGCUCCCGUGGCUACGUAUGAAGAUGUGAAGCAGGGGCAGCUAAAGGGGCCGGGGCCCUUCCGCCUUCAGUACUCGAGUAAGGACAGCUUCAAAAUGAUGGCCAAGAACCUGGGAAUCAUGGACGACCUGAAGUCUGGAGUCCCGAGGACAGGGUACAGAGGGGUGGUCAGUUUCAUGUCCAGAGGGAGGAGAAUCUACUUGGCGCCACCUCCAGGAUGGACUCAGUAUGACCCCACCUGGAGCUGAGGAUCUGGAACAAGUCUCUGUACAGAAGAUUUUUUUAAAUCUCUAAAUGUCCGGUUGGGGAAAACAUUCCAGACCAAAUAGGAAAAGGGUUUGUGCUCGAGUCCUUUGUCCGUGGUACAGAUGAGAUUGUCCCUUUUUUUUUGGUGUAGGGGUUGUUGCCAAUGCUACUCAGGACUUUUUCAUUAUUUCUUCUUACAGGCCAAACGAUGUAUUAGACAAAUCUGCUGUAAUUUCGCCAGAGAUCUAUUUUUUAUAUGAUGCUAAUCGUGCACAUAACAUUCAUCGAUGCGUUUGCAAUGCAAUUACCUAGUGUGCCACUUUAAAUUAUUUGCAGUCGUAGUCUUUGUGUCCUGUUCAUGUGCGGUAACAGAAAUGAGGAGGCAGUGGUGUGACUGUUCAUCUGUAGCUGCAGCAUAAUCUGACAUCUGAUCCAGAACCAGUUCUUCCUGCUCACGUUGUUAUGUCCGAUCAUCUAGUUUGAUUCUUCAGUAUAAUACUACCUGUCAGUUUGUUUCCUUUGCAAACCACUACACUUGUGUACUUGUAUGUUUUUGGAAUAAAAAAUAAUGAAUACACAUCCA